This is a messenger RNA of Coregonus sp. 'balchen', 10285 nucleotides long. NCBI's taxonomy places the organism in Eukaryota, Metazoa, Chordata, Actinopteri, Salmoniformes, Salmonidae. The record is from the annotation of a GenBank genome assembly.
AUGGAACACAGCGUUCCCCCCGCCCCUCGUCACGGCUCCGCACAGUUCCAGGGCAAAUCUCUCUAUGUGUUUCACUGUGCCAGGAUGGUAGGUUCAAUAAAAACGACACUACAAUAAGUAGGUUAUCAUGCAUAUAUAAGAUUCUAUUGGGAUUCCUCUUAUUGCUGUUAUUUCACUGCCUCUAAUGACGAUGGCAACAAACACACAAAGUAUUUAAAAUAAACAAAAGACAAAAAUAUAUUGUGAAUCAAAAUGCUGAAUAUGUAUGCCAUUUAGAAGACGCUUUUGCGAUUUACAGUCAUGCGUGCAUACAUUUAGCUUCUCCUUCUAACCUUUCAUGUCUUACCUUGAAUCUAGCCAUACUUGUUGCAGUGAGCAGGGUGAGGAGGUUUGUAUUAAAGUAUCGUGGCUCAAGCUUGGCAUUUGUUGCAUGGCCAAUAGUUUGUGCUGCUGUGUGACAUAUCUUUUGUUUUGGGCCCCUGGCAGUGUGAUCAGUCUGGCUCUGACCUACUUUCCUCCUAACUUCAUACCUGCAACGCUAUUUCUAUCCCUGACAUGAGAUUGGAGGAGCAGCACACAGCAUCUUCAACUGGACCCAGUUUUACCCUUAUUAUCAGCAUCUGGUCAACCUACAUUGGUCACACUGGUCAAUUUACACUGAGUGUACAAAACAUUAAGGACACCUUCCUAAUAUUGCGUUGUGCACCCUCAAUUCGUCUGGGCAUGGAAUCUACAAGGUGUCAAAAGCAAUCCACAGGGAUGCUGGCCCAUGUUGUGGUCCUCUGUAGCUCAGCUGGUAGAGCACGGCGCUUGUAACGCCAAGGUAGUGGGUUCGAUCCCCGGGACCACCCAUACACAAAAAUGUAUGCACGCAUGACUGUAAGUCGCUUUGGAUAAAAGCGUCUGCUAAAUGGCAUAUUAUUAUUUAUUAUUUGACUCCAAUGCUUCCCACAGUUGUGUCAAGUUGGCUGGAUGUCCUUUGGGUGGUGGACCAUUCUUGAUACACACGGGAAACUGUUGAGUGUGAAAAACCCAGCAGCGUUGGAGUUCUUGACACAAACCGGUGCGCCUGACACCUACUACCAUACCCCAUUCAAAGGCACUUAAAUAUUUUGUCUUGCCCAUUCACCCUCUGAAUGGCACACAUACACAAUCCAUGUCUCAAUUGUCUCAAGGCCUAGAAAUCAUUCUUUAACCUGUCUCCUCCCCUUCAUCUACACUGAUUGAAAUUGAUUUAACAAGUGAUAUCAAAUCAAAUUAAGCUUUAUUUAUACAGCACAUUUCAGACAUGGAAUGCAACACAAUAUGCUUUACAGGAAAAAAAUUAUAUUAAUAAUAAAAACAUACAUAUUUACUACACAACAAACAUAAGAGGAUAAAAACAAAAUAAUAACAGUAAAAAAACAGAAUGACUAAAAAGCACACUAAGGAAAAGCAAAGCUAAAAAAGGUGUGUUCUAAGAUCUCUUUUAAAAAUGUCAACAGUUUCGACCCUCCUCAGGUUCUCUGGCAGGCUAUUCAAGAGGCUGGGGGCAUAGUAACUAAAGGCUGCCUCUCCAUGCCUCUUGGUUCUAGGCUUUGGGAUAGUUAAAAGGCCAGUUCCAGAGGACCUGAGGGACCUACUGGGUACAUAACUUAAAAGCAUGUCUGACAUGUAUUGAGGUGCACAAUCAUGGAUUGAUUUAAAAACCAAUAGAUUAAUCUUAAAAUUAACUCUAAAAAUCACAGGCAGCCAGAGCAGAGACCUUAAAACCGGUGUAAUGUGUGCUCUCCAUCUGGUCUUGGUCAGUACCCGUGCUGCAGCAUUCUGUAUGUUUUGCAGUUGACCAAUGGCUUUCUUGGGGAGACCAGAAAGGAGAGCAUUACAGUAGUCAAGCCUGCUGGUAAUAAAAACAUGGAUGAGUUUCUCUGUAUCAGCCUGAGAGAGAAACAGCCGCACCUUGGCAAUGUUCCUCAGGUGGUAAAAAUCUAUUAUUGACACAUUCCUAAUGUGUGAUUCAAAAUUGAGUUCAGAAUCUAAAAUAAAUUAAAAUGUGUGGCUAGAUUCUCUCUCUGUGCUUUGGCUCCAACAAUAAGUACCUCAGUCUUGUCUUGAUUUGGCUGGAGGAAGUUGUGAGCCAUCCAAGUAUUUAAAAUCACUAAUACAUUCUAAUAAUUUAUCCAUGGACCUAAAAUCCUCUGGUGACAUGGAAAUGUAAAGUUGUGUAUCGUCUGCGUAGCAGUGAAAAUCAAUGCUGUGCUUUCUGAUAACGCUGCCAAGGGGUAACAUAUAAAAACUGAACAGUACCGGACCCAAAAUCAAACCUUGUGGAACGCCACAUGUGUUAUGUAUUUUCUCUGAGUUAUGUUCACCAAGGGUGAACAAACUCUUGACUGGUUAAAUAGGUCCUUAGAAAUGGACCGGAGAGGCCAACCCACCUCUCUAGUCUGUCCAGAAGGACAUCAUGAUCAACAAUGUCGAAUGCAGCUCUUAAAUCCAAGAGUACAAGGACAGAGAGCUGUUUGGCAUCUGUGUUGGCUCUAAGAUCAUUUACCACUUUAACUAAGGCUGUCUCUGUGCUGUGGUGGGCCCAAAAACCAGAUUGGAAUUUUUCUAAAAUACAGUUGGCACUUAAAAAAGAAUUUAGCUGUUUGAAAACCAAUUUCUCCAGAAUUUUGCUUAAGAUGGAAGGUUGGAGAUUGGCCGAAAAUUGCUAAGAGCUGAAGAAUCUAGAUUACUUUUCUUCAGAAGGGGUUUCACAAUAGCAGUUUUUAGUGCAGUGGGGAAAGUGCCUGUGAACAGAAAGUGAUUAACAAUAGCUUGCACUUCUUCAGAUAUGCAAUUAAAAACUGUUUUGAAGAAGGUGGUGGGGAUAGGAUCGAGAAGGCAAGUAGAAGGCUUAAGUUGUGAUAUCACUUAUCUGAGCAUGUCUGUGUCAACCAGGGAAAAUAAAUCCAUAGUGCCUUUGCGUGGUAGGCUAGGGCACAUAUCAUCAAACUUCUUAUCAGGUCUUGCUUGACUGAUACCCAGCCUAAUGUUUGUUAUCUUAUCUCUGAACUAUGCUGCAAACUCAUCACAUUUAGAAGUUCACAUAGGUUUGCGGGGGUAGGAUUUAUCAGGCCAUCAAUGGUCAAGAAGAGCAUUCUCAAAUUAUUCUGAUUAUUAGUGAUCAAGUUAGAAAAAUGAGCCCGUCUGGCAUUUCUAAUUGCGUUAUUGCUCUCUCAGAAUAUCAUAAUGGACCUGCAACUUUGACUUUCUUCACUUCUGCUCUGCCUUUCUGCAAUUUCUCUUUAAUUUAUUAGUUUCUUCACUCAUCCAAGGGGCUUUCCGUUUGGAUGAGGCCUUUUUCAACUUUACUGGAGCUAUGGCAUCAAUGGUUGCCCUUAAUUUUCUAUUAAUGUUAUCAACUAAAUCAUCACAAGAGGAAGGCAGAAUAGGUGAUGGAGUAUUGUUCAUACACUCAAUGAAAUCUUUAGAGGUAAGAUCUUACUUCAGAGGUAAGAUAGCGUUUCUUAAUAAUGCGUUCAGUAUUACUGUCACGAUCGCUCAUGAACGAGAAGGACCAAGGCGCAGCGUGAUAUGUAUUCAUAUUUAUUUCACGAAUAAACGCACAACCAAAACAACAAACGAAACGUGACGUCCAAGGUAGACAAAUAACAUACCUCACACGGAACAAGAUCCCACAACUACCAGGUGCCAAACGGCUGCCUAAGUAUUGUCCCCAAUCAGAGACAACGAGCAACAGCUGCCUCUGAUUGGGAACCACUCAGGCCAACAUAGAUCUAUACAUACUAGAUCUAACCAUAGACAAUAAACAUAGCACAACACGACACCGAAAAUACACACCCUGACUCAACAAAUACGAGUCCUAGAGUCAGGGCGUGACAGUACCCCCCCACCCAAAGGUGCGGACUCCGACCGCGCCACAUAAACAUAACAGGGUAGGGGCCGGGUGGGCAUUCCGCCUCGGAGGCGGAUCCGGCUCCGGGCGUGACCACCACUUACUCUCCACCUCCCUGUUGCGCCCCUGGUCUGGUCUGGACCUCGGCGCGCUGCUUCCCCUCUCCUUCCUCCCACGACGUACCAAGCCCUGUCUGGACCCUGGUGUGGGAGACCCCGAACCUGGAGAGGGGCUGACGUCUGGGUCUGGACUGGAACUGCUGACUGGAGCUGGACCCGACGACGGUGGAUCGAACUGCUCUGGCUCCGGAGUGGAGCCGCUGACCGGAGCUGGAUUAGGCACCGUGGAGCGGAUUGCUCUGGCUCCGGAGUGGAGCAGCUGACCGGAGCUGGACCGGACCCCGGUGGAGCGGAUUGCUCUGGCUCCGGAGUGGAGCAGCUGACCGGAGCUGGACCGGACCCCGGUGGAGCGGAUUGCUCUGGCUCCGGAGUGGAGCCGCUGACCGGAGCUGGACUGGACCCCGGUGGAGCGGAUUGCUCUGGCUCCGGAGUGGAGCAGCUGACCGGUGCCGGACCAGGCACCGGUGGAACAGGCACGGGCCGUGCCGGACUGGACACACGCACCACUGGCUUGGUGCGGGGAGCAGGAACGGGCCGGACCGGGCUGAAGACGCGCACCACUGGCUUGGUGCGGGGAGCAGGAACAGGCCGGACCGGGCUGGCGACGCGCACCACUGGCUUGGUGCGAGGGACAGGAACAGGCCGGACCGGGCUGGCGACGCGCACCACUGGCUUGGUGCGGGGAGCAGGAACAGGCCGGACCGGGCUGGCGACGCGCACCACUGGCUUGGUGCGAGGGGCAGGAACAGGCCGGGCCGGGCUGGCGACGCGCACCACUGGCUUGGUGCGAGGGACAGGAACAGGCCGGAUCGGGCUGGCGACGCGCACCACUGGUUUGGUGCGAGGGGCAGGAACAGGCCGGGCCGGGCUGGCGACGCGCACCACCGGUUUGGUGCGAGGGACAGGAACAGGCCGGGCCGGGCUGGCGACGCGCACCACUGGCUUGGUGCGAGGGACAGGAACAGGCCGUACCGGGCUGGCGACGCGCCCCACUGGCUUGAUGCGAGGAGCAGGAAUGGGCCGGACCGUACUGGGAACACACACCACUGGCUUAGUGCGAGGAGCAGGAACGGGUCGGGCCGUACUGGGAACACGCACCACUGGCUUAGUGCGGGGAUCAGGAACGGGCCGGACCGGACUGGCGACACACACCACUUGCUUGGUGCGAGGAGCGGGACUGGGUUCCCUUAUAAACCCCCGCUCCUUCUGCUGCCUAACCAGCUCCUCUCGCCGUGCCUCUACACUCUCCUUCUCCCUUAUAGCCUCCUGUAGCUCCUCCCUCUGACCAAAUAACUCCUGCUCCCUCUGGACCAAUAGCCCCCGUAACCUGGUGGCCUCCUAACCUGCAGAUUCGCCCUGUCGCUGCCUCCUGCUGCCUUGUCGUCCACACCGUGUGCCCCCCCAACAUUUUUUCUUGGGGUUGCCUCUCGGGUCUCCGUCGUCGGCACUGUUGGCGCCGUUUCUCCUCUCCUACCUGGGCAUCCUCAUUCAUCGCCCUCCGGUAACGGACGGCCUCCUCCUCCGUGAUUCUCCCCCAACCGAGGAGGACAUCUGCUAACGUAACCUCCUGUUUAAUUCCCGGCGUUUGCUCCUGAACACACUGCUUGGUCCUAUUUUGGUGGGAUCUUCUGUCACGAUCGCUCAUGAACGAGAAGGACCAAGGCGCAGCGUGAUAUGCAUUCAUAUUUAUUUCACGAAUAAACGCACAACCAAAACAACAAACGAAACGUGACGUCCAAGGUAGACAAAUAACAUACCUCACACGUAACAAGUUCCCACAACUACCAGGUGCCAAACGGCUGCCUAAGUAUUGUCCCCAAUCAGAGACAACGAGCAACAGCUGCCUCUGAUUGGGAACCACUCAGGCCAACAUAGAUAUAUACAUACUAGAUCUAACCAUAGACAAUAAACAUAGCACAACACGACACCGAAAAUACACACCCUGACUCAACAAAUACGAGUCCUAGAGUCAGGGCGUGACAAUUACCCUGUGAUAUGGUCAACAAGGUAGUAAAGAAUACACAGUGGUGAUCAGAUAAAGCAUCAUCAACAAUAGAGAAUGUCAAUAGAAAGCCCCUUGGGAAUAAUCAGGUCCAGAGUAUGGCUGCGGUUAUGGGUGGGCCCAGUAGAGCUCAAAAUAUUAAGAAAUUCAAUGGCCAAUGGUCUCUUUCUCAACAUCAAUAUUAAAAUCACCCAACACAAAGAUUUUAUCAUAGUUCUCAAGGACAAUAGACAAUAGUAAAGAAAAAUCAGUAAAGAGUGGGGCAGUGCUUUGGUAGCCUAUACAGGGUUAUGGCCAGCAAUGGUGGCUGACAUUUAAACAGUAUAGCAUGAUGCUCAAAAGACCCAAAGUCGCCAAAUGAAAUGGCCUUACAGCUGAGAGCAUUAGUAAAAAUAGAAGCUGUCCCCCCACCCUUUUCCCCUUUUCUGAUAGAGGGGGGGGGGGGGGGGGGGGGCUUCACUAAGAGCGGCACUACAGUCUGAAGACAGCCAUGUUUCAGUGACAUGCAAUCAACUUUGCGCUCAGUAAUGAGGUCAUUCACGAGGAAGGUUUUACUAAUUCACGAGGAAGGUUUUACUAGUGAUUGCUCUACUGCCUAGAGGUAACCAAUGUAAUAACAACCAAACUAUUAACAUUACAACCACGUUUUCUGACAGUCUCCAAUCUAUCAGAAUGGUAGGAGAUGACAGUUUGUAUAAACUCACUAGAAGGCGGAGUUAAAGGAACAUAAAUUAGGUUACUCACAAUAACCAUAGUGCAAUUUCUAUAGGAGUUGAUAUGGUUUCCAAGUCCUCUGUUGCUUAUUCUGAUGGGGAGAACUGGAGCACUACCAGACCCUGUCUGUCAGUCUCUAAAACAGUUUGUGAUGUUGUUGGAAAUAAUACUGGAACCCCUGCGGUUAGGGUGAAUCUCGUCUCUUUUAAAAAUUGCUCCCACAGCAAAUCAAAGUUGUCACAAAAAGAGACAUUCCUGUCGUUGCAAAGUUUCUUCAGGUACUCGUUUAGGGCAAAGAGUUGGCUAAAACGUUCCGGGAGGACAGGAGGGGGCCAGAGAUAACUAUUCUCUUCCCUGUGCUAACGAGGGUCUUUAAAAAAUAAUUGUAGUCCUCCUGCCUAAAACGAAGGUUGUUAAAACCUACGUGAGUGACGAUGGUGUCAAUAUUGGAGUACUUGGCCAGAACCGUGGGCAGGAGAAAGUUGAUGUCAUGGACACGGGCUCCUGGGUGACAGCGGACCUUGGUCAGUCCACAGACCGUAGGCAGGCCAACAUCUCUCACCAUCGAGCUGCCCACAAUGAUAGUGGUAGUGAUGGAAUCCGAUGGGGAAACGACCUGCUGAACUGUGGUGGCCGUGGGGGAGGGUGCCACUGGACGGCCGCCGGCUGUUAGUAUACACCCAGGAUCUGUGCUGACUCCCGGGGCUGGUAGGUCCGUCUCAAGUGGGGCAAAGCUGUUUGAUAGCUGGAUCAGACCUUCUCGGAUUAACGGGUGGCCAGACUGCCUCCCCGAUCUCCUACGCCUUACAAGUGUCCAGUCUCCCAUGGGCCGCGGAGUUGAGCCUAACAUCUGUCCAUUGGAUUAGAACAGAUCAACGCCGCCCGACUCAUCAACAGCUUUGCUAUAGGAGGCAUUUAAAACUGAGAUUUGGUUUGCCUGAGUUACAGCAAGGUCGGUGUACUUAGAAAGCAGGUUUUCCUUUUCUCGCAGCUGAGCUAACAGCCAGAGGAUCUCUUCCCUAAGAUGCUUGAUGGUGGUGCAUUUAGGGCAGACAAAUUUCUGUCCAGUUUCCAGUUCCACCUUAUCUUCAUCUUGUGAUUGUGUGGAAAUGUAAUCUCACACCUGAAAUAUCUGUAUAUUAUAUCUUAUACCAGUGGGCUAGCACUGCUAGCAUUAGCUUGCUCCAUUUUCAUGAUGGCUAGCAGCUAACUGUUACUUAACAGGAAUCCGGGACACAAACGUGCGGUCCCAACCAUGUUGCAGAAUCAGUAGCAAUACAAACUUUAGCUAUGAUUUUAAAACGAUUUAAUGAAAACGAUUUCAUAAAAACAACAAACCAAGUGUAGGCAGUACACUGUUCUGUUGCGUGCUCUGAUGACGUCUGUUCAAUAAGGGAUCAUAGCUUUCACCUGGAUUCACCUGGUCAGUCUAUGUCAUGGAAAGAGCAGGUGUCAAUGUUUUGUGCACUCAGUGUAUAUCUGUACUAUACAGCUGCUUAGGGCUAUUUCUCAGAAGCAGAAACCCCUAAACUAAUUAUUGUGGUCAGGUCAGGACAGCGUACUUAAUAACAUGCUGUUGCUUAGCAGAGAGGAACUGGACAGGACAAGCGAUUCUAAGUGGGGAUAAUUCAAAAGACAAACAGCUGUGAAUUUACAUGUAUUUGAUUGACACAUCUUGGGGAAAAAAGCAGGACGUACAUUUAUGCAAAGUAGAGCAAAGGCUUUAGAACAACCUCCAAUAUGCCUCCCCAUAGUAACAUUACUGGAUAUAUUUAGAAAUGCUUUCCGAUAUUUGAAGCCUGGUUUUACCAAUGUAGGUUAACCAAAAUGUUAUAUUUAAUUGUGUUUGAUGUGUUUUCAGAGGCCAGCCAUGGAGGACAGGAGACUUCUCCCUGCAGGGGGAGCAGGUGAUCCAAAAGCAAAGCUCGUGCCCUUAGUGGUCAAAACUGAGCCGGACACAAAGACCCGUAGGGUGAGAGAGGAGGCGAAGCCUACCAUUCCCAUCAGGGUUAAAAAAGAGGACCUCUCUGAAGUGCCCCUCAAAGUGCCCAGAUUCCAGUAUGUGGACUUCCCUUCGCUGCACCAGUGCAUCCAGCAAUUCACUGUGCCACCCCUGGACAGCUGGCUGGAGGACUUUCCCCCGGCCCUGGGAAGACCCUCUGGAGGACGCACCCCUGUCACUUCCAAGGAGAGAGUUCCCAAGUUUAAGUAUGUAGAUUAUCCCUCUCUGCACCACUGCAUCCAGCAGUUGUCUGUGCCACCUCUGGAGAGCUGGAGCUCGGGGUUGGCCAGGUCAGGGUGUGGGGUGACAGGGGGACCUGGAUCCACCACCUCUCAGCCCAGCUCUGUGAGGGGGAAUCAGACAAUACAGGGAGAUGGUUCAGCAUCGGCUCACAAGCAGGACAAGUAUACUGCUUUCCCCUUCCCUGGUCCUGACUCCGGCUCCAUCCAGUGUGUGACCUCCUCAAACAAGGCAUCCCAUAAGCCUCAGCGGCUUCAGGUGAGCUUGAGCAGUCCACCCCGAGCCAGGCCUGCAUUAAGCUCACAGGGGGAAGAGACUUGCCAUAAGGUGGUGUGUUCAGAUCAGCUGUCUCAAAAGUCCUCUAAUCCCAAAUCUUUGGUUGCUGGAAUGAAGCGUGUCAGAGGAGCAGAGCCACUCCAUCAGAGCAAUAGGAAGUCAGCUGGUGAUGAUGAUUGGCAUGCAGACCUAAACAAAUCUCCCCAAAGUCAUCAAGAGGCCCAAGUAAAGCUCAGUGACUCUCCUGACCUAGGACAAGGGUUUUGGAGAACCAUCCCAGUCUGUCUGCCCCUUUUGCCAAAAGAUGUUUUCAGAUCCAGAGGAAUUGCCGAUCCACCAGAAGAGUCACAGAGAAAAGGUGAGUCUGUAGUACCUUGAAAAUGUUCUGAAUAUGUGACAAAUCCUUCUUUAACUGAUCAAAUUGUGUAUCAAACAAUGAUGAAUCUUGUUUCAUUUUUGUCAUAUCAUUUCAGAAGCCACAUUGAUGUCUUGACCAAGGAAAUGUACAGCUGACAACAAUGAACAUCUUAAAAACUGUGCAUCUACUUCAGUACUUGCUACACAGGCGUGGACUAGGGCAGGCUUCUCCACAAAUUAUUGGUCACCUGAUAAGAGUUCCACUGAGGUGGUUUUGAGUGUUUAUCUUGAUUACCUAAGUGAGGGACUACAAACAAACCACUUUAGCGAAGAGCUUCAUUCAUAAUUCAGUCUAGGAAUUAAGCUUUCAAUGGGAAAGACUGACCUGCAGUGGCUCUUGAUGGUCUUACAACUCCUUAUUUACCUAUGGGUUCAUUUGCCAGGAGGUGGUACACAUUAGAUGAGAUAUAACAAGGAAAUUAGCCAUUUGAUGUUGUUUAAAUUAAAAAUGUCAGGAAUUAGAUUGAAAUGCAAUGCAUACAUUUUUGUAUUACUGUAGUUGAGAAUUAGGCUUUCAUUUAUUUUCCUUAAAAGGGAUGCCAACCUUGUUUACUGGAGAUGGCUGCCUGUUCAGUAUUUCAACAUAAUUAUCUAGCUUUGGGUGCCUAUAAAACCUUUAACUUUUGAAAUGCUGC